Sapajus apella (tufted capuchin) is the source of this 1099-nucleotide messenger RNA. Its product is annotated as regenerating islet-derived protein 3-alpha-like. The record is from RefSeq and is a predicted model, not a curated record. Gene Ontology annotation, biological process: antimicrobial humoral immune response mediated by antimicrobial peptide; response to peptide hormone; venom-mediated disruption of cell wall in another organism. Lineage: Eukaryota; Metazoa; Chordata; Mammalia; Primates; Cebidae. Gene Ontology annotation, molecular function: oligosaccharide binding; signaling receptor activity; peptidoglycan binding. Bases 348 to 875 code for a protein of 175 amino acids. The transcript is spliced from 5 exons.
AAACCAUACCAGAUCCCACCAGAGAGGUAAGGCAGAGAUGAAAGAAAAUGAGACCCAGGGAGGGGCAACCUCACAUGAUACAGGAGAAUCCCUGGGAGAGUCCUUUCCUUAGAGAGCACAGGAGUUUGAGACUCAGCAAGGCUGGCCUGGGAGGGCUCAGGGAUGGGAGAAUACACAGACUCAUAACUCACUCAGAGCUGUAGAGGAUGAUGGAUGUGACCAAGAUGACUUUAGUCCUUGGAGACUAGAGAAGGAAAGAGUCAUGAGGCAAUAGGUUAUCUGUGUGUCCUCUCACUGACCAUGCUUCCUUUAGUGACCCCUGACUGCCUCCACAAGUCGCAGAUACUAUGCUGCCUCCCAUGGCCCUGCCCAGCAUAUCCUGGAUGCUGCUCUCCUGCCUCAUGAUCCUGUCUCAGGUCAAAGGUGAAGAUCCCCAGCAGGAACUGCCCUCACCGCGGAUCAGCUGUCCCAAAGGCUCCAAGGCCUAUGGCUCCCACUGCUAUGCCUUGUUUACAUCACCGAAAUCCUGGAUAGAUGCAGAUCUGGCCUGUCAGAAGCGGCCCUCUGGAAACCUGGUGUCUGUGCUCAGCAGGGCGGAGGGAUCAUUUGUGUCCUCCCUGGUCCAGAGCAUUAGUCACAACUACUCCUACAUCUGGAUUGGGCUCCAUGACCCCACACAGGGCACCAGGACCAAUGGAGAUCGAUGGGAGUGGAGUAGCAAUGAUGUGAUGAAUUACCUUGCAUGGGCAAAAAAUCCCUCCUCCGCCUCAAACCCCGGUCACUGUGCGAGCCUGUCAAGAAAUACGGCAUUUCUGAAGUGGAAAGCUUAUAACUGUAAUGCCAGGUUACCCUAUGUCUGCAAGUUCACUAACUAGAGCAGGAGCGAAGUCAGCAGCCUGCGUUUGGUGUGGAACUCAUCACAGACAUGAAGCCAGUGUGAAGACACCCCGGAAGAGAAUAUUCACUUAAUUGCUCCCCCAAAUAUGACCACAUGAUUCUUAUGUUCUGUUUCUUCCUUCCCACUUUCAUUUCAGUCUCUUCAUUUUGUCAUAUGGCCUAAUGCUUUAAAGAGCAAAAAUAAAAUAUUUAGUCUGCACUU